Messenger RNA from Blumeria graminis f. sp. triticale, 564 nucleotides. The record is from the annotation of a GenBank genome assembly. Lineage: Eukaryota; Fungi; Ascomycota; Leotiomycetes; Helotiales; Erysiphaceae.
AUGUCUUAUCAGCUUCCAUCUAACAUUCGCUCCAUAAGCGACAUAAACUUUUCUGUUAUUAAACGUUACGUUCCUUCUCUGCACAAGAUAAUUGCUAUUGCUGCCUCUGCAUCAAUCUAUAUCCUCACACCCGACAAUUCUGAGGCCGGUGCGGAAUGGAAGCGGGCUGAAAUAGAAGGCACACUCUUUGUCUGCGAGCUAGACAAUUCAAAAUCAAUUGGCACAGAUCAUCAUUGUAUAGUCGUUUUGAACAGAAAAGGGAUGGAUAAUCUAAUCAUCGGAUCUGGGGAAAUCGACAACGUAGAGAUCACCACCAAGUUUUUGACGUUAAGUUUCAGUACAAAUGGUGAGACUAGGAUUCUUGGCUUCUUUAUACAAAGUAGCAUUUGUUCUCGUGAGGAUAUCUGUACCUUGAUCAAAGGUCAUUGGGAAGCCGCGAAACAAGAGCAAGUGAAUUUUGAAGUAUCCCACAGCGAAGGUCUAGAAGGAAGCAUUGAAUCUCACUACACAUACCAUAGAUUAGCAAGAAGACUAAGUCUAUCAGAGCUUUUUGGUCGUCGUUAA